This is a messenger RNA of Gracilinanus agilis (Agile Gracile Mouse Opossum), 1157 nucleotides long. It is a transcript of the gene RPP40, whose product is annotated as ribonuclease P/MRP subunit p40. Gene Ontology annotation, cellular component: multimeric ribonuclease P complex; ribonuclease MRP complex. Bases 23 to 1117 code for a protein of 364 amino acids. The record is from RefSeq and is a predicted model, not a curated record. Gene Ontology annotation, molecular function: ribonuclease MRP activity; ribonuclease P activity. The transcript has 8 exons. Lineage: Eukaryota; Metazoa; Chordata; Mammalia; Didelphimorphia; Didelphidae. Gene Ontology annotation, biological process: tRNA 5'-leader removal; tRNA 3'-end processing; endonucleolytic cleavage in ITS1 to separate SSU-rRNA from 5.8S rRNA and LSU-rRNA from tricistronic rRNA transcript (SSU-rRNA, 5.8S rRNA, LSU-rRNA).
CGGGGUGUUUUGGCAGGUGACCAUGGCUACUUUGCGCAGACUGCAGGAGGCGCCACGACAUUUGCUGGUGUGCGAAAAAUCCAACUUCGGCCAUGGCAAGUCUCGGCACCGGCAGCACGUGCAAACGCACUACUACAACUAUAGGGUAUCAUUUCUGAUUCCUGAAUGUGGGAUACUAUCAAAAGAACUGAAAAACCUUGUCAUGGAGAUUGGACCAUACUACUUGGUGAAGAAUUUACCUCUUCAUGAACUAAUCACACAUGAAUUCAUUAAUAAUUUUGUGAAAAAAGGUUCCUGUUAUGCCCUAACAUACAAUACAAAUAUUGAUCAAGACAAUAUUGUGGGCCUGUUACCCAAUGGAAAACUAAUUUUGUCCCUGGAUAAGGACACUUACGAAGAAAUUGGACUUCAAGGUUGCCCUUCUCAGUACUCUGGUAGAAAAGUCAUGAGAUACAUUGUUACCCUUGAUUUAAUGGAUUCAUCCUUCAAUCCUGAAUCCAAGAAGUAUAAAAGAGCAUCUUGGGCCUUGAAUGAAAAGAAACCACUGAAAUUCAAUUUCCUUCUGGCUUGGUAUCAUGAAGGUGCAGAAGAGUCAACAACAGUGAUGUCGUAUUUUUCCAAAUACCAAAUUCAGGAGCAUCAGCCAAAAAUAGCAUUGAGCACAGUAAGGGAUCUUCAGUGUCCAUUGCUACAGAGUGGAGAACUUCAGGGGAAGUCUGAAGAAUCAUGCAGUGCACCAGAAUUCUUUGACUGGCUUGGCGCCGUCUUCAGUAAUGUGGAAUUAAAUAAUCAGUCAUUCAGUUUUGUAUCAACCUAUUCCUGUCCUCAACCAAGUACAUUGGUGGAAAAAGCUUAUUUGUGCACAAUCACUGGCUUCAUAGUCUCUGAGAAGAUAUACCUAUUACUGGAACAGCUGUGUCACUACUUUGAUGACCCAAAGUUAACUCCUUGGGUCACCUUGUGUGUCCAGGGCUUUGCAGAUAGCCCUGUGUCUUGGAGAGAAAGUGAACAUGGAUUUCGAAAAGGGGGAGAACACUUGUACAACUUUGUUGUUUUCAGCAAUCAGGACUACUGGCUUCAGAUGGCUGUGGGGGCCAAUGAUGACUGUCCACCAUGAGAAUAAACAAAGCUGCCUGUGACUUUUUUUUAAUGGUAAA